CUUAUCUUCUUCCCUGAAUCUCUCUGUUACUCCUUCUCUACAAUGUCUUCUUAUUACUAUCCCCCUAAUUCGUCUAUUUCUUCAUCUAACCCUCUAAUCCCUUCUAUCUAUUCCCAUUUAUCCAAAUCCAUAGAGAUGAAAGUUGUUCCUGAUAAUCCAACUUAUAGUGAGUUCACUACAGCUGGUAUCAGAGCGGUCGAUUCUCCGACCGCUAUGAUGGCCGCUGCAACAACUAAAGCUUCACAAGCAGAAGCAGAAAUUGAAGAAUUAACCACUAGGGUUGAUAUCUUAGAACAAGAUACAUAUGAAGCCAGACAAGCAUUAUACAGUGUAUUAUUUGAUUUGAAAAUGAAGUAUAUACGUCUAAUCUGGGAUAGGAAUUCACCAGAUCGUAAUUUUUAAUCUUCUACAAAUUGAGUCUUUCAUUUCCAUCGCGGAGAAGAAGUUGGAAUCAUUACAAGAGGCUGGGGAUAUGGAACCUACGGAGAUGGAGGAUGAGAUUGUCAUAGAAUAAGUGAUAGUUGAUUCAAGUUCAGCUCGUAAUUUCACUCAACGAUCUUCAAAUCCACCAGUAUCGGAUGAAGUUUUAGGUUUUUCUCCAACAAUAGAUUAUUCUAACGGAUCUGGUGAAUCGAAGAUGGCCGAGGACGAAAUUAUUGCCAAAUUGAAAUCAAUUUCACUCGAUUCAGGUGCAGAUUCAAGUUUAGAAACGGUAUUCUCUCAAAAUUUUAGUGCAACAGAUGAAGCAUCAUACUUACACGGUUGAAGUGAAGAAUUAUGAAAAUCCUUAUUACUUAAGGGAGUUGUUCUAUCUCUAGCACAAAUUACACUGUCAGGAUUAUUCUUAUCUUCUCUGGGUCGACAUUCGCUCUUUAUUAGAUCGUGGUAAGUGCUCAGCUACAUCUUCGAAUUCUUAUGAGAAAUUGAUUUAUCCACUGUUACAUGUCUUGAGGUAUCAACCAGAUUUUAGUCUUGCACCAUCUAUCAUUUCUGUGUUUGUUAAUGAUACUCUUAUUAAAGAGGAAAUAUUUGGUCCAAUUUUAUUGGUGAUUACAAUGGGAAAAUUGUUUAUGGAAUGGUUCUGAAUCUUGUGUACCAAUCAGACUCAAGGUUUAUGAACUCAAUUGUGUUUUUAGUUGUUAAAAAUUGUGACAAUUGUGUUGAUAGAGGAAGAAUGGGUGAAACCAUACUGUGGAUUUCUCGUUUGAAGGUUUUAAUGCUUCAUGUUUGAUCUUAAUUCAUGUUCUCCAUAAGUACACGAGAAUGAUGGAUUUAGGAUCAGGUCUUAUUUGUGCAAGUAGUGAAGAAUAUUCCUAUGAUGUCCUGGUUUUUGAUGGAAAAGUAAUUGAUAGGGGGAAGUUGUUUGGCUCGACAAGGAUGUCUCAUUAUUAUGCAGAUGGUGGAAGUGGUGAUGCUAAGAAGUUGCCUGAUGAUGAUAUUCUCUGGAUCAUUCAAUCGAGUCUCCAAAGGCCAAGGCAAGAUGAAUAUGGCAUGAAACAAGACACUUUUGAUCGAUUGCUUAUGGAAGUUUUUAAGUGCAAGUUCCUUUCACUCAAGAUGUUGGCUAUCAUUUACUGUGGUUUCUAAGAAUUGCAGCAGUGGGUUCUAUUUUAUCUCAUGUUUAUGAUGGAUGGGAAUGAUGGUGCUUGGUUGAGGCGAUUUAUCAGGACCUAUCAUACAUCGCGUAUAAAAAUAUCCUUUCAAGGCCCAAUUGCUCAACUGCAGAUGAAAAAUUGCAGGCUUCGUAUAAAAAUGACAGCGAUCGGGAAUGUGUUCAUAGAGUCAGUGACAUCCACGAAUAGAUGCAGUAUGUUACUACUAUGGAAGCUCGUCGUUCUCAUUGAGUACAACUUUUUGUUUUUCAAAUGGAUUAUCAUGGAGUUACUUAGAUUUAUGGUCUCUGGAGCUGGUGGUAAGAAUGUUAGCUACGACAAGAAUCACCUGGCACAGCCUCAGAAGGGCGCUUAUGUGAAGAUAAAAGCAAGUAGGAAUCAAUUUAUGAGUUAUUGUGGCUGUGAGGUUCUCAAGUUGAGGUUCAAAAAAAUCCAGCAUUAUCCACUUGUGUUUAUAGUACCUAAAAAGUUUAAACUGCGAAUAGUAUUGCAUAACAGGGCUAUAGGAGCUAAUGAAGUUGUUUUUGGUACUGUACCUGGUGUAGACAGACGAGUAAUAGCUUUGUGGUUACAAGACAAGGUUGAAGAUGGUGGUAAAUGGAGUGAGCUGGACAGUAUACUAAAGACGCAGUUAGAGUUUAUGACACUCAUUUCAGGUUUAAGUAGUGAUGGACAUGACAGUGAGGAAAUGUCAGCUCUUGCUUCAUGUAGUGUUGGUGAUGAAAGUGGAGAAAUAUCAGCUCGUGCUUCAGGGAUUUUCUGCGAUACUUCGCUAAUUGCUGGUUGUGGAGCUAUGUGGGGCUACGUAGGUGAGAGCGUUUACACAUCUAAUUAUAGAAGUGCAGCUGACUGCAUCCCAGCUACACCAAUUCUUAUGCACAGGUUCAGAGGUAGGGUCAUAUUGAUGGUUCUAUUCAAGGGUCAUGCGAACAUCUGUUGUCACCAAUGUUCCUGGAAAAUAAUGAAAAUGAGGAUACACAAUGCGAUUUCUGUUCAUGCCUGCAAAGCCGUCACCUCUACUGUUUCUGGGAGUUUCAGUUUUAAAGAAAUAAGCACAAGAGAGAGAGUCGUGUCUUGAUUGAUUUUGGUAUAACUAUGAAUACUGUGGUCUAUAUUUUCCUUACAGGCUACAAUUCUUUAUGCUAGUUUUGUUACAACAGAAGAACCAUCAUCCUUCAGAUACUAUCAGUGAUUCAGUAUACAAACACUUCUUGCAUGCUCAGUGUACAACAAAAGGCAACCUAUAUAGAGGGGUAUUUUCUUACUGCAUCAUUCUUAAAUGUGCUUGUACAAUCAGUUGCAGCGCCAAUUUUGAAGUGGGGACGAAGUCAAAUUCUUAUUGUAGUGGCAGUAGCUGGAUCUGUCGUGAUCGAGAGUGUUUCCUAUCCUCCAUCCUUGAGGACAAGGAUGAUUUGGAGGGGUGGGUAUUUGUCAUAGACCAACUUUCUGAGUGCCUUUCUAUUUUAUAAUUCUUGAUAGAGGUGCCCUUAGAUUGUCAUCGGGUGCCUAAACCCCAUGUCACACGGUUGACAUGCUUGCAGUGUGUAUUAGUAUCCUUGUUUUUCCUUGGAUACUCUUUAGCUAAUGAAUAAUGUGAAACUUAUAUUAUUCCCCGAA
Messenger RNA from Papaver somniferum (opium poppy), 3230 nucleotides. RefSeq lists its product as uncharacterized. NCBI's taxonomy places the organism in Eukaryota, Viridiplantae, Streptophyta, Magnoliopsida, Ranunculales, Papaveraceae. The record is from RefSeq and is a predicted model, not a curated record. The coding region runs from base 1618 to 2691 and encodes 357 amino acids. The transcript has 2 exons.